Molecule: messenger RNA, 2798 nt
Organism: Nannospalax galili (Upper Galilee mountains blind mole rat)
Lineage: Eukaryota; Metazoa; Chordata; Mammalia; Rodentia; Spalacidae
Gene: Ttk
Product: TTK protein kinase
Exons: 22
Coding region: 145-2718 (857 amino acids)
Biological process (GO): chromosome segregation; meiotic spindle assembly checkpoint signaling; protein localization to kinetochore
Cellular component (GO): kinetochore; nucleus; spindle
Molecular function (GO): protein binding; protein serine/threonine/tyrosine kinase activity; ATP binding
Source: RefSeq, a predicted model, not a curated record
CACGAUCGACGCUGCCACGAGACGAGCCGUAACCAAUAGGAAGUGGCUGCGAAGUCGGCGGGGAAAUUCAAACGAGUGUAGGGGUUGGGACUCCGUCUUUCCGGGGCUCUGGCUCGGUCUCCUGGAGACGGUUGCAAUUUAGAAAUGGAGGCUGAAGAGUUAAGUGGCAGAGAAUUGACAAUUGAUUCUAUAAUGAGCAAAGUGAGAGAUAUUAAGAAUAAAAUAAAAAAUGAAGACCUUACUGAUGAGCUAAACUUGAAUAAAGUCUCUGCUGAUACUACAGAUAACUCAGGAACUGUUAACCAAAUUAUAAUGAUGGCAAACACCCCAGAGGACUGGUUGAAUUUCUUGCUUAAGCUAGAGAAAAACAGUGUCCCCCUAAAUGAUGCUCUUUUAAAUAAAUUGAUUGGUCGUUAUAGUCAAGCGAUUGAAGCACUUCCUCCAGAUAAAUAUGGUCAGAAUGAGAGUUUUGCUCGAAUUCAAGUGAGAUUUGCUGAAUUAAAGGCUAUUCAAGAGCCUGAUGAUGCUCGUGACUACUUUCAAAUGGCCAGAGCAAACUGCAAGAAGUUUGCUUUUGUGCAUAUAUCUUUUGCACAGUUUGAGCUGUCUCAAGGUAAUUUUAAAAAAAGUAAACAACUUCUUCAUAAAGCUGUAGAAAAUGGAGCAGUGCCAUUAGAAAUGCUAGAAAUUGCCAUAUGUAAUUUAAACCUCCAAAAAAAGCAGCUGCUUUCAGAGGAAGACAAGAAGAGUUUAUCAGCAUCUACUGUAGUAACUGCCCAAGAAUCGUUCUUGAGUUCACAUGGACAUUUACAGAAUAGGAGUGUCAGUUGUGAUUCCAAAGGCCAGGCUACUAAAACCAGGUUUUUGUAUGGAGAGAAUAUACCGCCUCAAGAUGCAGAAAUAGGACCUCGAAAUCCCUUAAAACAAGCUAACAAAACUAAACGGUCAUGCCCCUUUGGAAGAGUCCCAGUUAAUCUUCUAAAUAGCCCAGAUUACCAUGUGAAGACAGAUGGUUCAACUGUGCCAAAUUUUGCUAAAAGUAAUAGAAAGAUAUCUGGAUCAGAAUACCGAGAUUCAGUUGUGCCUGGAACCAAACCAAGUGGAAAUGAUUCCUAUGAGUUGAGAGGUUUAAAGCCUGUUCAGACUGUCCAUUCCAAAGAUUCUCUGGUGUCCAGUGAAAAGAGCUCUGAACUUAUUACUGAUUCAAUAACCUUGAAGAAUAAAAGUGAAUCCAAUCUUGUAACUAAAUUGGAAGAAACCAAAGAGCACCAAGAACCAAAGAUUUCAGAAAAUCAGCACAAACAGUGGCAAUCAUCAAGAAGGUCAGAGUGUGUGAACCAGAAUUCUGUUGCAUUUUCAAAUCAAUGGCAUAUUCCAGAUGUAACCCCAAAGGUUGAUAAAGAGCAGAGAUAUACCACUGUUGAGCAGCUUGCCUUUUCAGUUUCAAAGCAGUCACCACCGAUGUCGGUACCUAGAUGGAUGGAUCCAAAAUCUGUGUGUGAGACACCGAGUAGCAAUACUUUGGAUGAUUACAUGAGCUGUUUUAAAACUCCAGUUGUAAAGAAUGACUUUCCGCCUGCCUGCCCAUCAUCAACACCUUACAGCCAGCUUGGCCGUCUCCAGCAGCAGCAAGCACUCAGCACCCCUCUUCAGCACUUGCAGAUUUCAGGAUUCUCUUCAACAAAUGACUGCAUUUCAGUUAAAGGAAAAAUGUAUUCCAUAUUAAAGCAGAUAGGCAGUGGAGGUUCAAGCAAGGUAUUUCAGGUACUGAAUGAAAAGAAACAGAUCUUUGCUGUAAAAUACGUGACCCUAGAAGAAGCCGAUAGCCAGACGGUUGACAGCUACCGGAAUGAGAUUGCGUACCUGAACAAGCUGCAACAGCACAGUGAUAAGAUCGUCCGGCUUUAUGACUAUGAAAUCACAGAUCGUUACAUAUACAUGGUGAUGGAGUGUGGAAACAUUGACCUGAAUAGUUGGCUUAAGAAGAAAAAAUCCAUCAAUCCAUGGGAACGCAAGAGCUACUGGAAAAAUAUGUUGGAGGCGGUACACACAAUCCAUGAGCAUGGCAUUGUUCACAGUGAUCUGAAGCCUGCUAACUUUUUAAUAGUUGAUGGAAUGCUAAAACUGAUUGAUUUCGGGAUUGCAAACCAAAUGCAACCAGACACAACAAGCAUUGUUAAAGAUUCUCAGGUUGGCACAGUUAAUUACAUGCCACCAGAAGCCAUCAGGGACAUGUCUUCUUCAAGGGAAAAUGGGAAAGCCAAGUCAAAGAUAAGCCCCAGAAGUGAUGUUUGGUCAUUAGGAUGCAUCUUAUACUAUAUGACUUAUGGGAAAACACCAUUUCAGCAUAUUAUUAAUCAGAUUUCUAAAUUACAUGCCAUAAUUGACCCUGACCAUGAAAUUGAAUUUCCUGAUAUUCCAGAAAAAGAUCUUCAAGAUGUGUUAAAGUGCUGUUUAGUAAGGGACCCUAAGCAGAGAAUAUCCAUUCCUGAGCUCCUCGCCCAUCCGUAUGUUCAGAUUCAGACUCACCCAGGCAACCAAAUGGCCAAGGGGACGACCACUGAUGAGAUGAAGUAUGUUCUGGGUCAACUUGUCGGUCUGAAUUCUCCUAACUCCAUUUUGAAAGCUGCCAAAACUUUAUAUGAGCGAUAUAAUUGUGGUGAAAGUCAUGAUUCUUCAUCAUCCAAGACUUUUGAAAAAAGAGAGGAAAGAAAGUGACCUGUAGCUACUCAUAAACUUCAAAACACUAAAAUAUGGUGGCUGGACUGUUACACUUUUGAUUCUCUGUGGAAGUGAAC